Molecule: messenger RNA, 1250 nt
Organism: Lineus longissimus
Lineage: Eukaryota; Metazoa; Nemertea; Pilidiophora; Heteronemertea; Lineidae
Exons: 3
Coding region: 91-816 (241 amino acids)
Source: RefSeq, a predicted model, not a curated record
GCGAGAACGCCCUGGGUAAUUAUAGCCGACGAACGCCUCGAUCAAUUCGUACUUGGAGAAUAGGAGUUGCACGCUACAUUGAAAGUCAGUAUGGAACAGCCACCUGAACACAUCGCGGCUAACCAGAGCCAAAAGCCAGACCACAUUGCGGAAGCGCCUCCAGCAGCUGGUUAUCCAACUCCACAAUCACCGCCACAAAACCAACCAGUAUUCGUUCAACCACAACAAGGGUAUGGCCAGCCGCAAUCAGGGAUGGUCGCCCAACCAGGCGUAGCGUUUAAGGCAGCACCCGCGAGUACACCAACAGUCAUCCCCUCUAUCGGCCUUCCCAGCAUCGCUCUAAGAUCGUUCAUCACCGGCGUCGGAUUGCUCCUUGUUGGAUUUGCCUACUUCGUGCUUGGCUGCAUCUGUCGGAUGAGCCCCGACCUAGCGGCGGAAGGAAUCAUCAUAGGACUUCUGAACAUGGCCUCGGGUGUUGCCGGAAUAAUGAUGAAGUUUAAGCUGCUGAAGCUCGAAACCGUUGACAGCUUGAUCAACUAUACGUGGGUUUUCAUCUGUUUUGGUGCGAUUAGUCUUGCCACAGCGUUCGGUGCAUUUAGGUUCGUUUUAGGCAGGGCGAUUAUUGCUGGGAGUUACUACAACAGUCUUGCCAGGGAUUAUGGUUAUGAUGCCGCUAAUUUUGCCCUUGGAACAGCUGCUUCGGCCACCAUUUUUGUUUUCAUCAUCCUGGUGUUCUCGAUCUUGAUGUUGACCUGCUCUGGAAGCAUUCGAAACCGCCUCAAAGAGGCCCUUUCUUCUGGAGCUAUCAUUCAUUAGACCUGCGAUUAGGCAGCGAAUAGGCAGGUCUGGCAUCGCUACGAAGGGCAAUGACGAACGACGAAGUGCGAAAAAUGUAAAUGCAUUGUAAAUGCAUUGACGACUUAAAAACAGAUUUCUCGUACAACUAACUAUAGAAGACAUGUUCGUCGCAUCAUGCGAUCAUGAUCAGAGGAAACAGCGACAAAAAUCGCUCGUUGCGUCGGGGCGAUUAACAGGAACGUCGGGGGUUAUUAAAAAUCGAUCAUUCCCAUACCAGAUGCGCCCACCAUACAGACGCCUGCUCCACCAUAUUGUUGACGAGAACUAAGCUGGAUCAUUUGAUUGGAGUUAGGUAAAUAAACCUAAUGAAAAUCAAUACUUUCUGUACACUAAUUGUUGUUUUUGCUACAUUUUCUGAAAUAAUGAAGUCUGUGUAUCUCUCAAAAAUAAAC